UCAUCAUCAUCAUCAUCAUCACCGGCAGCAGCAGCAGCAGCAGCAGCAGCAGCAGCAGCAGCAGCAGCACCACCACCACCUCAGAAGCCCAUCCCCUAGCGUCCGUCCCGGGAAUGUACCCUGUAUGCGCAUGGGCGGAGAAACUGCCGCUGUGCGCUGUUAUUAUUGUAAGAGUAAUUUCUUUUUUACGAAAAUGGCGUCUAGUCAGGGAGGUGUGGGAGCUGUCACGGCGCUACAAAGCCAUCACUACUCUAGCGGACCUCACUGGAGCCCGGGCAUCAGCCAGUUUCAGCAGCACCAGCAGCAGCACCACACGGCCCGCAGCCUGGACCGGGCUCUGGAUGAUGCCGUGUGCUCGGGGAUACUGAACCUGAGCGGUAGGAAGCUGAGAGAGUACCCGGGGAUGAGCUACGAUCUGACCGAUACAACACAAGCAGAUUUGUCCAAGAAUCGCCUCACAGAAAUCCCCCCAGAAGUGUGUCUGUUCGCCCCCCUCGAGUCGCUGAACCUCUACCACAACUGCAUCAAGUGCAUCCCAGAAGCUAUCAUCAAUCUGCAGAUGCUGACUUAUCUCGACAUCAGUCGAAAUCUCCUGUCGGUUUUGCCAAAAUAUCUGUUCAACCUCCCCCUCAAAGUUCUGCUCGUGAGCAACAACAAGCUUGUGUCCAUCCCCGAGGAGAUCGGCAAGGCCAAAGAGUUGAUGGAACUGGAUGUGAGCUGUAAUGAGAUCCAGGUGCUGCCAGCUCAGGUGGGGAGGCUUCACGCCUUACGAGAACUCAACAUCAGGAAGAACUGUCUUCACAUGCUGCCUGAGGAGCUGGCUGACCUGCCCCUCAUCCGACUUGACUUCUCCUGCAAUAAGAUCACAGAGAUUCCUCCGGCCUAUAGGAAACUCAGGCAGCUGCAGCACAUCAUCCUAGACAACAACCCUAUGCAGUCUCCACCCGCACAGAUUUGUCUCAAGGGCAAAGUGCACAUAUUCAAGUACCUGAACAUCCAGGCGUGUAGGAUGGACAAGAAACCAGACACCCUGGACCUCCCUUCCCUCGGCAAGCGCUGCCUUCCACAGCCACUUACAGAUAGCAUGGAAGAUUUUUAUCCCAGUAAGAACCACGGGCCUGACUCUGGAAUUGGUAGUGACAAUGGUGACAAGAGGCUGUCUACAACAGAGCCUUCAGACGACGACACUGUCAGCCUGCACUCUCAGGUUUCAGAGACAGCCCGUGCUGAUGCCCUCUCACUCCUCUCCAAAAUGGACUCUUGCAAAGAUCAGGAUCUCUAUGACUUUAUAGAGCCCAACCCUGAUGAGGAUCCUGCUCUGUCAGAGUGUGAUGGACAGCAGAGCAGCCAUGUGUCUUGUAUAAAGGAACUGGAGAAAGUUCUUAACAUGUCCCACCAAAGCAAAGAUAAAGACAGCUGGAAAGAGGAGUCAGGUUCUGACAAGGAGCAGCUGGUUGAGGAAGAGGAUGAUGAGCUGAAAGAAGUGCUGGAUCUGAGGAAGAUUGCCGUUCAGCUUUUGCAGCAGGAACAGCAGAAUCGACGACGGUCCUUAAUUUGCAGAGCAGAGAGUCUUAUUCACCGACGGAGAGUGACCGGCCGGGCACACAGGUUCCUCAGUCACUCUGGAAGCUCCAGCAGCAAACCAAGGCCUCCGCCUCAGACCGCUCGAAGUGCUUCUCUGGAUGAAGGAAGUGGCGGAGCAACAGUGCUAAGUGGACAGCCUUCCUCUUCCUGCUCCUUUGACGGUAGCCUGAAGACAGAUCAGUCAGAUUCAGAGCCAAAAUGGCCUGAAGUCCCGCCUGUGCUCAAUCAGAAUGAAGACCGCAGGAGGAACAAGUACUUGAGAAAGGAUUAUCUAAAGUACAAGUGUCAGAGUGCCCGGAAAAACUCCAGUGGGAAUGACGACUGUGAGGAAGGGUUGCGCAACAGCGAUUUCAGCACCACUUUGACAGUGUUUGGUCUAAAGCCAAGAUCAGCCUUCACCAGAGGAAGCCGUCAGGAGUACAGCUCAACAGACCCCAGUUUCACUAUGAGGAGGAAGAUGGAGCACUUGAGAGAGGAAAUGGAACAGAUAGGACUCUUGCGGCAGAACAUCGAGUCCAGACUGAAGGUGUUGCUCCCAGACGAUGUUGGAGCUGCUCUAAUGGAUGGGGUCGUCCUUUGCCAUUUAGCCAAUCACAUUUGUCCUCGGUCUGUUGCCAGCAUCCAUGUGCCAUCGCCCGCAGUGCCAAAGCUUAGCAUGGCUAAAUGCCGUAGGAAUGUGGAGAACUUCUUGGAUGCCUGUAAGAAGCUGGGUGUUCCACAGGACAAGCUGUGUCUGCCCCAUCACAUCCUGGAAGAGCGCGGUCUGGUGAAGGUGGGAGUGACUGUCCAGGCUCUGCUGGACCUGCCCGCGUUGAAACCAACACAACUGUCAGCAGUUUGACGCAAGCCUGAAUGUUGCGUCCAACCUGCGGUCAUCCAGUCAACCCCUGUCCCCAGCCCAAACCCACACCAUAUUGCCAGGGACCAGAGAGCCCCUCGGGGUGAGGACCCAGUGGGCGGUGGGUUUUUGGGAGUCUGCUUCUGCCUGACUGAAACAGGAGACAGGCGGCUGAAAUACCUCUGUCCUCCCAUAUGAUGUCAGCUGCCACCCACUUCCUGUCCAUCGCAUUUUCAUUUGUAUCCUGUUCGUGUGUGGACUAAUGUGUGUGGACUUGAAAUGUGACUGUGUGUUUUCCUGAGCUGCACAGUUUGGACUUGCCGGGCAGAGACAGACAAGACAAAGGGUCAUUAGAAAGACCUGCACAUCCCUCUCAACAUGCUCAGUGAUUAUUGAGCCUGCAAGUGCCAGUGUUGACAACAUUUCCAUGCAGGUGUUGAACACAUAGGCGGUGAGGAGAGGACAGACAUGUAACUCACUCUUUCACUAAAGAGACAUAAGCUGCACGCUGGCCUCCUAACCCUAAACCUCAAGUGGUUCUUACACUCUUGAGUUUCUCUUCUUUUUUGUGCAACUGAUUUUUAUCAUGAAAAUUCAUUUUUGAAUUUAUUAGGAUUCUGUUUUUUACAUGUUUACAUCAGGUCCCUACUGUACCUUUUUUUCAGCAGCCAAGCCUGAUUCAUAAGUAGUUUUGAUUUGCUGGGCAAUAUUGCAUUUGAGGAAUCAUCUCUCCUCUUGCUCUUGGAGGCUUUCCUCUGAGAAGGAGCUAAUUAUAGAUGUGGCAACUCAGUGGGAGUCACGCUAUAGUAGGUGUGUUUUUCACAUCUUUAAACUACUGUCUACUGUCUAACUACAAAUCAUGUGCAAACCUGUCUUUCUCAAUACACACCUGCAUGCACCAGGACAAGGUGACAUUUGACCACUGUGAGAACAUGUUUGGCUGUUGCCAAAAGCAUGACGGUCCAGUUUUGUAGCGUUUUUCCAGUUUACAAGCAAGGUUUCUGUUUUUGAAAAAUAGUAUUCUAACUUUUCUAAAGGUUUUAUACUUUCUUCCCAAUCAUCAAUCGUCAUUCAGUUCAGAACCUGGGUUUGCCACGUUAUACCCCAAGCAGCUAGGAUUUUAUUACUUUGCAUACGCUCAGAUGAAACAUGUUAUACUGUAUUUGUUUGUGAGUGGAGGGGUCUGAGUGAUGAGCCUCUAGUAAGAGGUCAUCACUCCUGCAAACUACCGGCCCACCCUGCUGUUUGCGGUUUCUGAUACAGUUAAUUAUUUCAGGGAAAUGAAAUUAUUUAUGUAUUUAUUCACUUGUUCUAUAUUUAUAUGUUGUUGCUUUGUGUGUCUUAACCCUGACUAACUGUUCAGGUGUGGCUGAGCAGUUAGUAUCUCUUAUUUUUUCUGUAUCUAGGAUGUCAAACUGAGGAACUCCAGUGUCUGUGAGAAGCACUCAGUCUGGAAGCUUAAAACAAAUAUUUUGACUUCAUUUGUCAAUAUAGCAGACAUCAGUGCUGACAGCACAAGAGAGGCUUAAUUCUGUUACAAACAUUGAGCAAGAGUUGAACAUAUUCACAUGAUCUUUAUGGACUUCAUGGAUUUGUAAACAGAAAAUUCAAGUUAUGUGACAGUAUAAGAGAAUCUGCUAAUUUAAUCACCCUAUUUAUUUAGCCUUUUGUAUUUUAAAAUCACUUUGUCAUCUGUUGCUUAUUUAUUAAUUCAUUUUUCUAGGGGGCAAAAUUUCUUGACAGGUGGUUGGCAUGAGAGUCAUGAUCGGAUCAAACACACCAUUUGAUGUUGUGUGUGUGUGUGUGUGUCUGUGUGUGUGUCUGUGUGUGUAAAGUUACUGAGUAAUCAUUAUUCAUGCUCCAUUACUCCAUUUCUCACAUAGCCACAGAGCAUACUGAAUUUGAAAAUGCACCUCUAAAGAGAAAUGAAUGACCUGUCUUGGCCUCUAUCAGAGAUACGUUGUUGGCACAUUGACAUAACAUCAAUUAAAUAUCAAUCAAACGACCUCUGACUAUGGCACAGGCUUUGCGAGUUCAACUAGGCUCACGAAGCAGAGUUUUGUGUCAUCAUAUUCAACAGCCUUGUAACAUCUAAAAACAUGACAUAUACUGUGCCUUAAAAGAGGGGUAUCUUUAAUUAUUUCAGGUUUAUAAGUUUAUUAAAUGCAUUUUUUUUUCUUUUUAACCCAUGCAUUAUGGUUUUAACAAUUCUCUGUACUUCUGUUUUCACCUACAAGUGAACAGGAUGUUUUAGACUUUAUUUAACAAAAGCGCCGUCUCUGCUGUAACUUGUACGUCCCAUGGAUGUCCUGAUAUGAAUACUGUUCAUGAGAACCUCGCCAUUGUAUUCCAAAGAACAGGUACGACUGAGAUAUAAAAAGAAAAAAAAAAUCAGACAGGCCUUGCAGUUUAUCAGGCUUCCAGUGAAAAAAUUAUGCACAAAUCAUCACAAUCACAAGUCACACCUGUCUCUUCUUCAGAAAAUCACAAUGAAUGAUAUCAGUGUUGGGCUACGUGCACUCACUCAAAAACAGUCUGCCUCUGGAAAUAGCCUCGUCCAUUACACAGUUUUCUGUUGCUGCACACACGCCAUCUUUUAUGGCCCUGGCUGCCAUAUAUUUAUCAAUCGAGCAGCUUUUAAUGGAUAGACACAUUUCUAACAAUACUAAAAGUGCAUCGUUCAUCUAUUACGAAACACAAGCAGAUCAUUUGAAAAAUAAACUCAGAAUUGUAGCAGACACAGCUUUGUUAGAAUCACUGAAGCUGGCUGGCUCAGCUUAACAACAAGAGUCACACAGGGAAAGCAUUAUUACUGAUGGCACCACUGUGACUUCUCACUAUCUUCAUCAGUCUAAAAUUACAAGUUCAGAGACAACGAAAAACUUGAAAUGAUGCAUGACCUACCUCAGGUUUGCUGUGUCAAAUUUUGGGUGUUUUAGAUUUAGAUGGUUUUUGUGAUGAAAAUUUAAAAAUCGCUCCGGAUGCCUAAAAAUGAUGUUCACUUACUGCCGUAUCUUGCUGUAGGUAUGCAAUAUUGUCCCAUAUGUCGCUGCAUGUAUUCAGUUGUCUUGGGUUUUCCAGAUAACACAGGGUUAAUUUAUGUGAGAUCAGUGAAAAGCUUGAAAGAAACAAAUUCAACUUUGCAGAGGUUGAAAUUGAAUACAUUUUCAUGAUAGCUUCAUAGUGAGUGAGAGGAGGCACGAAAGAAAGAAAGACCUACCAGAAAGAGAACAGUGUGGCAAAAUGAUCGUACUGUUGUGGUGAACCAUGUCGGAUUAAGGUGAAUAAUAUAAUGUGUCAUAGGAGAGGAGCACAAACAAAUUAAAAUGAUCUCUCCUGAGGAAAGAGGUUGAAUCACGUGAACCAAGUAUGACCUUCUCUUAACAUCAGAACCAUUGUGAACCUUGGUUUAGCUUUUAUCAGCUUCAUAAAACAUAAAACAGUAGUAACAUGAAACCCUUUCCCCACAGGAAAACCCUGAAAACUCUUUGUCUUUGUAACAGUGGCAAUUACCAACAUUUCAUACACCUAUAGACAUGGCAGACAUGACUCACAUCUUGUGUAAUGUUCUUUUUGUUUGUUUUUUUAAAAAUAAUUUCUUAUUUAUUUUUUUUAUAUCCAAGGUGAUGGGCAAUCUAUGCUGGGGCAUGUUUUUUUCUCCCUUUGUGUAUUUAUUCUGGUGAAAGUUGGCUUUCUUUCCUUUUUGAUUCUAUUUUUCAUCUGUCUGUUUUCCAUCAAAGUUAAUUUCCUCAUUAACUCACACACAUGCUGGUACAUGCAGGCUGGAAUUCCAAUUAAUAAAGAGAUGUUGUUGGGCACCCUUAUAAAUAAGUUCAAUGCAUUGAAGGUAAGUGUGGGGCUCUCGCCUCCUUCCUCUGAUGUCUAUGCGAGGCGGCACCUCCCAAGAUUGAUUGGCUGUUUUCUGUUUGUAUACCUGUGCUUGUGUCACCACACUGAUGCCUUAUUCUUGUUUUACCAGCUAACAAUGCUGUGCGUUACACUAUCCCUUUCAUUCAUCACUUUUAGUGUAAAUAAUCCCGUACCAAAACAGAUUCAGCGGAAGCAUUACCAUGGCAAUUAUCAACAUUUAUGGUCAGAUGUCUGCUGAUGCAUCGAUGACACACACACACAAGCACGCAAGCAAGCAUAGACAGACACACACACACACACACACACACACUGCUCCGGCAAAACUUGUAUUAAGAGUAUUCAGAUAGUUUGUGUACUGAUUUCCAAUCAGAAUAUUAAAUAUCACAUACUGUGUGAUUGCAUGUUUAGCUGUGGUUGCUAUGCCUUUGUUUGAAGGAUCGAUACACACUGUUAAAUCAUCUUAAAACAGCAGUCACAUUAAUACCUGUGCAUAGUACAUAUGCUGACACACUUUAGAGUGGCUGUAAUCAUUUGUCCUGUUUAAACUGGCCAUAAAGAAAUCCUCACACCAAUGGUUUCUGAAGUUCAGCCAAAGCUAAAUUAAGGCUGCAUCAUUUGGGUAUCUUCAAAAUGUAAUCGUUUUAUUGCGACAUUUCUCUUUUAGUACAAUACAGUUAUUGCUGAGUUGUGGCUGCGAAAAAGACUGUAACUACUCUGACUCCUUAACUUUAGCUGAACUUUAAGAAGUUUUCCUUUUUUUUUUCUGUGAGUUUCUGUCCCCCAUCACUUACCUAUAGAAAGGGGUUUCUUCAUGGCCAGUAUGGACUGAAUGAAAGUUUGUAGCAACAGAAAAUUCGGGCAUGUGAGUGUUGUUUCAAGACUGACUUGAAAAAAUGUGAACCUAUCCUUAAAAAAGGUUGGCUCUGCUUCAAGGAGGUGGAAAUCAAACAGUAUGUAGAACUUCUGUUAAUCAAAAGUUGUAGCUGAUUGUCAUUUUUAUACAUUAAUGUGUGUGUCGUCAUCUGUGAACAUAGUGUUUUACCUCAAGAACAGUUCUAUCCAGUUCUUGGUUCAGUUCUUUUGUACAGAUUCGACAAACAGAUAGGUUUGACGGAGGGUGUUUUAUGAGGCCUGGGAGCAAGUUUGCGUGUUUUUGAGGAAAAGCAAUGUAUAGAAUGUUUUUCGUUAUGCUGUUACGUGACACUCCCUUUACAGCACACUUGCAACUUAAUGAACAUUCAGCAAUACCUGCAACAUGGAGUCAAACUGGCACAUCAUUUUCUACAGAUAGUGGUGCUGAUCUCUGUUUUGCAAUGUGUAUGUCAUAAAUCCAUUGCACUACAACUACACCUGUACCUGUAAUUGGUUCAUGUGCCACAACAGAUAUCAGGAAUUUUGCUUGUUAUGAUUUAACACUUGUCAUCUCAUCCAAAGAAAACAGUGAAACAGUGAGACAUGUCUAAAUACUACACUGCCGAGAACAUUUAAAACUCAUGUAUACAAGCUUUUUGUAUUUUAAAACAAGUCAAAUGCAUGCAAGGAUACUGAAUGAACCUGUAUAUAUCAUCUGUAUAAAUUCCAGGGUUUUCUUAAAAAGCAAACGUGGUCACUAUAAAAUAAAGUCAAAUUCUUUGCA
Molecule: messenger RNA, 7928 nt
Organism: Seriola aureovittata
Lineage: Eukaryota; Metazoa; Chordata; Actinopteri; Carangiformes; Carangidae
Gene: lrch2
Product: leucine-rich repeats and calponin homology (CH) domain containing 2
Exons: 21
Coding region: 125-2425 (766 amino acids)
Molecular function (GO): protein binding
Source: RefSeq, a predicted model, not a curated record